AUGGAGCCCUUCCAAGUGCGCCUAAACUGUGUGGACCAUUAUCAAGCAAACCCAUCAGAAUUCGAUCCUCCUUUGCCGUACCGAGAUGGCAAUAGUGAAAAGAACUAUAGGCCUAAGGUUCCUGUCAUCAGGAUAUUCGGUACUACAGAAACAGGUCAAAAAAUAUGCGUCCAUGUUCACGGGGCCUUUCCUUACCUCUACGUCCAGUAUGACGGGGAUCUGAGCCCCGAUGCAGUGCGUUCUGCCGCAAGAAGUCUACACCUGUCCAUAGACCAUGCAUUAGCUGUCAGCUAUCGCCGCAAUGCAUACGACAAAAAGACGGCGUUCGUUGGGCAUAUUACCUUGGUAAAGGGCGUCCCGUUUUACGGCUAUCAUGUGGGAUAUCGAUUCUUUUUCAAGAUUUAUCUAUUGAACCCCAUCUACAUCACAAGGCUAGCGGAUCUGCUGCUCCAAGGAGCCGUGAUGAAACGCCCAAUUCAACCAUACGAAAGUCAUCUGCAAUAUGUCCCGCAAUGGAUGUGUGACUAUAACUUAUUUGGCUGCGCCUUCAUGAAAUGUAGCAAGGCCAAAUUCCGCUCUCCUAUACCGGAAUAUCUGGAUCUUCCUGAUUUGUCCCAUCGGUGGCAUGACCGAUCAAUACCACCAGACUGGAUCUCAGAUGAAGGGGAAUUGGGCAAGCAGAGCCACUGUCCUUUGGAAGCCGACGUCUGCGUUCAAGACAUUUUGAACAGGCUUGAAAUCAACGAACGCUCUAUUCACCAUGACUUCGGGGAGUUUCUGAAACCCGUGGCAUCGAACGAAAAGCUUGUCCCAAGUAUGGCGGGGUUAUGGCAGGAUGAAAAGCGUCGGCGAAAGAGGAAAAUUGGGCUUGAAGAUCCGGAAAGCAGCCCGUUCAGCACCGAAGACCUGGUUUCAUUCUCAUCUGAUCCGAGGAAGAACUCGCAGGGAGACUGGAUCCACAAAGAUGAGUUUCAAGAAUUAAUUACGCAAAUUGCUGCCGAGGAGAGAGGUCGAGAUAGUGACAAGGAUGCGACGCUAGAUGGGCUUUUGCGGGAUAAUCCCUAUACCAGGGAUAUCAAGACCGCUUUAGAGAGCAUCGAAGAUUUCUUCCCUGGCCCUGACGGUUUUGCUAACCUGCAACUUCCUUAUAGCUCUGAAAAUGAAUAUAUAGAAGGACAAGCCCAGGAUUAUGUUGAUGAAGAUGCUGCUCGAACCGCUGAAUUGGAUGCGGGGCACUACUCCUCUGAUGAGAAUGGCAUGGUCGAUAUAUUCUCCGAUGAUGAUUACGAGGAAACUGAAAAUGAGAUGGAGCAGGCGGACCUGGAGAAUGAUAUGCAGCAGGAAGAAAAUUCCGAUGCUAGUUCCCACGCUCAUGGGUCUCAGGUUCCUGUCCCAUCGGUUACUGGACUUAGAGACAGUACUGGACUAGAGGUACCGCCGAGUGAUGUACCCAGUACAUGGGGCACAGGGAAUUUCAAGACUCCUACUCGACCGAACUUGGAAAGCGAUCAUCCGAGACAGAAAUAUUUUGAGACGUUGAGUAGCUCUUUCCAGGCUCUGGAGCGACCUGGCCUUGUUCAAACUUGGAAAGCGAACCCAGAGAGCGGCAUCAACGAACUCAGCACUCCAAUUCGUACUACGGAGCCAUCCUCCUCACUCAGACAAAGCUCAUCCCAACAAACAAUUCGUCCCAAAGGCAACAGUCAACAUGGCACCUUGAACUUUCCUGUUGUCAAGGAUCCUAAUGACCCCAUGACAGUCUUGCGUUUCAGCCAAGAAGCAUCGAGUUCGAAGGUCUUAUUAGCAAUGGUAGCAAAGGGGCCUAGCAAUUCUGGGGAUAGCGAGAGCACGCUACAGUUGCCUUCGUCACCUGUGGCAGGGCUUAGUAGUUCAUUGGAUAUAGUCGCAUCCGACUUCGCAGCACCCAUGUUUGAGGCUUUUAACAUCCCACCAGGGACUCGCUUGGGAUGCUUGCGGCGAGCCUGCCCGGAACCUGCAGAAGUCUCCUCAACAUUGAACUCAUACGGCCUCUCAAAUAUCAUCUAUUCAAAGGCGCACUAUAGCACGGAUAGUGAUGUUCCUGAUCGCCCUCGUGAUUACGCAGGAAGAGAGUUUCACAUCGAAGGUGUCAGUAUUCGCUACCUUCCCAACUUCGAUCCUUCUGGUCGUUUACCUGCAAUACUAGCGGAGGAGAGCAUAACUUCGAAAGCCAGAUGUGACUGGGAAGAAGUGGACAACGAGCUGCGGGUGGCGUGUACGGCCAGAUUCUGGGAAUUUGCUCCUGUGCCUCCGAGCCGCUCAGAGGUUAUCACUUGGUUUGAGGACGAACAGCGGAAAGCUGUAACAGCAACCACGAAAACGAAAGAAAAGCGCGACGAGAAAGAGUCUCGCGUCAAGGCACUUUCACAGAUUGAGGGCCCAACACAAAAGAACGACCACGGAUUCAAGUACUCGCAGAAUGAAAAGUCGACCAGCGUCGAGCACCAGGCUCAAUAUAUGAGCACCAUGAGUCUGGAAGUCCAUGUAAAUACCCGUGGCGUGCUCUCACCGAACCCCGAGGAUGACGAAAUAGCCUCCUUCUUUUGGUGUAUCAACUCGGAAGAGGACCCCGAUGAAAUCCCCUCAGGUGUCGUCUUUCAAGGGGAAGGAAAGCCUCCUGAACUCAAGAUCUCCAAGGCCUUGAGGUUUGAAUGGGAGCAUGAACCGACGGAACUGGACCUAAUCAACCGUUUAGUUGAUAUCGUUCGAUUAUAUGAUCCUGAUAUUAUUACUGGAUACGAAGUGCAUAAUGGAUCAUGGGGAUACGUUAUUGAGAGGGCCAGGAAAAAGUACGACUUUGACCUUUGUGAUGAACUGUCACGAGUCAAAUCGCAAGCUCAUGGACGGUUUGGCAAGGAAGCUGAUAAAUGGGGAUUCAACCACGCAUCAUCCAUUCGAGUUACUGGGCGACAUAUAAUCAACAUAUGGCGCGCCAUGAGGAGUGAGAUGACUCUGCUUCAGUACACCAUGGAGAACGUCGUUUUCCAUCUCCUGCACCGGCGAAUUCCGCAUUACUCGUUCCAGGACCUCACUUCAUGGUAUCAGAGUGAUAAGCCACGGGACUUCAUGAAAGUUAUCAAUUACUUCUCUUCACGCGUUAAAAUGAACAUUGAAAUCAUAAACGCUAAUGAAUUGAUACCAAGAACCAGCGAACAAGCCAGACUGCUUGGUAUCGACUUUUACUCAGUGUUCUCUCGAGGCUCCCAGUUCAAGGUUGAGUCUCUGAUGUUUCGAAUUGCGAAGCCGGAGAACUUUAUGCUUGUUUCACCGAGCAGGAAGCAAGUUGGCCAACAGAAUGCACUUGAGUGCCUUCCAUUGGUUAUGGAACCCCAAAGCGACUUCUAUACUAGCCCUCUUAUUGUUUUGGACUUCCAAUCAUUAUACCCCAGCAUCAUGAUCGCUUACAACUAUUGUUACUCUACCUUUCUUGGCAGGGUCCAGUCAUGGAGGGGGCGGAAUAAGAUGGGCUUCAUGGACUACAAUCGGCAGCCCAGGCUGCUGGAACUGCUCAGAGACCACAUCAAUAUCGCGCCGAAUGGCAUGAUCUAUGCGAAAUCUGAAGUGCGGAAGUCGCUCCUUGCCAAAAUGCUUGCGGAGAUAUUGGAGACCCGCGUAAUGGUCAAGACCGGAAUGAAGACAGACAAAGAUGACCGAGCACUGCAGCGCCUCCUCAACAACCGACAGCUUGCGCUAAAGCUAAUAGCUAAUGUCACUUACGGAUACACAUCGGCUUCCUUUUCGGGGAGAAUGCCCUGCGCUGAAAUAGCCGAUAGCAUUGUCCAAUCGGGACGGGAGACACUCGAAAAAGCAAUCGCGUACAUCCAUUCAGUCGAGCGAUGGGGUGCUGAAGUGGUCUACGGAGAUACAGACAGUCUUUUUGUCUACCUCAAGGGACGUACUCGAGAUCAGGCCUUUGAUAUUGGCGAAGAAAUCGCUCAAGCUGUUACCGAGAUGAACCCGCAGCCUAUAAAACUCAAAUUCGAAAAAGUGUAUCAUCCAUGUGUGCUACUCGCUAAAAAACGUUACGUUGGCUUCAAGUAUGAACAGAGGGACCAGAAGCAGCCCGAAUUCGACGCCAAGGGCAUCGAAACUGUGCGUCGCGAUGGCACCCCUGCAGAGCAGAAGAUCGAAGAGAAGGCACUCAAGCUGCUCUUCAGAACCUCAGAUCUAAGCCAGGUGAAGAGCUACUUUCAGAGCCAAUGCACGAAAAUCAUGGAAGGACGGGUAUCAGUCCAGGACUUUUGUUUUGCCCGAGCAGUAAAACUCGGAACCUACAGCGAGAACGGGACACUCCCCGCCGGAGCUCUCAUCAGCACAAAGAAGAUGCUCGAGGACCCCCGUGCGGAACCCCAAUACGGGGAACGCAUUCCUUACGUCGUCGUCACAGGAGCUCCAGGGUCAAGACUUAUUGACCGCUGCGUACCUCCAGAGACGCUCCUUCAAGAUGCACAGCUCGACCUGGACGCAGAAUACUACAUCACGAAGAAUCUCAUCCCUCCUUUAGAACGCAUCUUCAACCUUGUCGGAGCUAAUGUCCGCCAGUGGUACGAUGAAAUGCCGAAAGUCCAUCGUAUCCGCCGCGUAGAGGGCACAUCCUCCGUCGUCGGCGGGAAGAGCAGCAUCCGAACUCUUGAAUCCUAUAUGAAAGCGUCGACUUGCAUCGUCUGCAAGACUAAACUCUACGAUGCCGAAGUCCCCCUCUGCUCGGAUUGCGUGCGGCAGUCUCCCAUCUCUCUACUCGAGCUUGUCUCUCGGCAGCGCCAGGCUGAGCAGAGGGUUGCUAAUCUCGAGCGUGUCUGUCGGUCUUGCAUGGAUGUUCCGUUUGGUGAUGAAGUCAAAUGCGAUAGCCUGGACUGCCCUGUUUUUUACGCGAGAACGAGGAGUUUGGCCCAUUGGAGACAUACUAAUGCUGUACUUGAUCCUGUUAUCAAGCUUUUAGAAGACAAUUGUGGCGAUGAGCUGGAGUGGUAG
Molecule: messenger RNA, 5010 nt
Organism: Aspergillus mulundensis
Lineage: Eukaryota; Fungi; Ascomycota; Eurotiomycetes; Eurotiales; Aspergillaceae
Product: DNA-directed DNA polymerase zeta catalytic subunit REV3
Exons: 2
Coding region: 1-5010 (1669 amino acids)
Biological process (GO): double-strand break repair via homologous recombination; error-prone translesion synthesis
Cellular component (GO): zeta DNA polymerase complex; nucleus
Molecular function (GO): nucleotide binding; DNA-directed DNA polymerase activity; DNA binding
Source: RefSeq, a predicted model, not a curated record